Paramecium tetraurelia is the source of this 432-nucleotide messenger RNA. RefSeq lists its product as uncharacterized. Gene Ontology annotation, molecular function: rRNA binding; structural constituent of ribosome. NCBI's taxonomy places the organism in Eukaryota, Ciliophora, Oligohymenophorea, Peniculida, Parameciidae. The record is from RefSeq and is a predicted model, not a curated record. The transcript is spliced from 2 exons. Gene Ontology annotation, biological process: translation. Gene Ontology annotation, cellular component: ribosome.
AUGCCUUUGUAUGAAUUAAUAGCAAUUUGCAGAUGCUCCUAGGCAUAAGGUACAGCUGCUGCCAUUCGAUAGUUGUCAGUCACAAUUUUCUAAGGAGGUGGAAAUAUUAGAAAUGUGAGAAUUUUAGGAGAUAGAAUCAUGAGUAAACAAAUUAUAGGAAAUGAUGGAUUUAGACAUUUGAUAGGGAGAUACGUUUCAGUCUUAUAUGAUGGUCAUCCUAGCAAAUUUAGAGAGGUGUUAAAAGGAGGAGAUAAAUCCUUUGAAAUCUUUAGAUUAUAGCAUUAUCGCGUUAAGGACUUCAUUCCAGAGGCAGUAGGAUUUACAAAACCAUUUGAAGAAGAAGCACCUUUUGUGAAAAACAAGAGCGUUCAAUCUUAUGAUUAUGGAAGAGCAUUGCAAAUAUUGAGAGAAGAAAAGUAAAAAUUAUCCUGA